Molecule: messenger RNA, 1782 nt
Organism: Ipomoea nil (Japanese morning glory)
Lineage: Eukaryota; Viridiplantae; Streptophyta; Magnoliopsida; Solanales; Convolvulaceae
Exons: 6
Coding region: 53-1339 (428 amino acids)
Cellular component (GO): chloroplast thylakoid membrane; chloroplast envelope
Source: RefSeq, a predicted model, not a curated record
AAGAUUUAAGACCAGAAAACCUUGAGAGCUCGAGGAUUCGUUGGCUGUGGAAAUGGAGUUAACCUGGUCCCUUGCGUGCUUUGCUUCUCGAAGCUUCGCUCCCCCGCUCUCCAUCGUAGCAUGUGCACCGCUUCGGUGGCGUUCGUCUUAUCUCACCUCUCAAUCCCCAGGUUCUUUCUUGUCAAUGACAAGAAUGAGAUUGCAACCAUCCCAUCUUCAAGCUCUUGUUGCUGAUACUUCUGCAAUACCAGGUGAUUCUGAUAAAGAGCACAUGCUAUGUUCUGAAGAAUCUAAUCCUAGAACUGACCACAAAGCUGAUGUGAAAGAGGAAGAUGACAAAAAUGAUACUGUUGAAAGUGUGGAUGAGAAUAAGAUGGUCCGAGUUUGUGACAAGUUAAUUGGGGUCUUCAUGGUUGACAAGCCUACUCCUGCUGAUUGGAGAAGGUUAAUAGGUUUUAGCAGGAAUUGGAGCAAUAUCAGACCACACUUUUACAAGCGAUGUCAGGAAAGAGCAAACACGGAGAGUGAUCCUGGAUUGAAACACAAACUACUCAGGCUUGGAAGGAAGCUGAAAGAGAUUGACGAUGAUGUUCAAAGGCAUAAUGAACUUCUUGAGGUCAUCAGGAGUUCACCUUCUGAAAUCAACGAGAUUGUUACUCGACGUCGUAAAGAUUUUACUAAAGAGUUCUUCUUUCAUGUUAACACUGUGGCGGAAUCUUAUUAUGACAAUCCAGAUGAACAAAAUGCGGUGGCAAGGAUUGGUAAUGAGUGCUUGGAAGCUGUAGAAGCCUACGAUACUGCAACUGAAAGUAUAGAGGCAUUGAAUGCAGCCGAGCUGAAACUGCAAGAUAUAGUCAAUUCGCCUUCUUUGGAUGCUGCUUGCAGGAAAAUAGAUGACCUAGCCCAGAAGAAUCAAUUUGACUCAGCAUUGGCCCUCUUGAUUACAAAAGCUUGGUCAGCAGCAAAGGAGUCUGACAUGACACAGACUGAGGCAAAAGAUGUUUUGUAUCAUCUAUAUAAGAAAGCAGUAGGAAGUAUGCAGAGCCUUAUGCCCAAAGAAAUUAGAAUACUGAAGUACCUGCUUACAAUUGAAGAUCCAGAUGAAUGCAUGCAUGCUUUGAAAGAUGCUUUCACACCUGGAGGUGAACUUGAAGGAAAAGAUGUAGAUUUGCUAUAUACGACUCCGGAGCAGCUGCACAACUGGAUUGGGAUUAUAGCUGAUGCAUAUCACUUCAGCAGAGAAGGUACUCUCAUUAGACAAGCUAGAGAUUUAAUGAACCCCAAAACAAUCCAAAAACUGGAAGAGUUGAAGAAGUUGAUUCAGGACAAGUUCAUGUAAGAGAGAAUUUUGUUUGGGACAGAUAAAUUAUGCACUUCAGAAGUCUUUUAGUGAUUUGUUGAAUUGUGGUGCUGGAAGCCCAAAAGCACAAGUCUUGAAGCUCCACAAUUAUUGACUGCAAUUUAUCAAGCUUGGUAGGUCCAUCAAAAAGAAAGAAAAAGGUAAUUUCCAGCCCCCAGAACCAUUUGACUCAAAUCUUGAUAGUUGAUAUAAUUUUUUAAUAUCAUAUAUAUAAUACAGGAAUCAAAUGUGGAAACGUAGGAUCAUAGUUAUUAAGUUAUUUUAAUUUCAUGUAGCUAGCCUAGUUGUUUGGAGCUGUAAGAAAAGCUAUGUAUAGCAGUCUUCUGUUUUGUUGUAGUGAACUGCAGAAUUGGUGAUUUCAUACACUAAAAUCUUCUAUGAACCUCAUACUCUUGCUUAUAUUUUGUGUCUUGUGAUGAUGC